GCCAAUUUAAUAUAGUAAGUAUAAGAUGUUGGCUGAUGUGGUUCCUAUAAAUGGAGAUUAUUUCCUCUUACUUCUGGUGUUGUAGAUAUCCAUGGGCGGUGUCUUCACAACUUUCAAUCACGUACAGUACGUGCAGACAAACAGACUGUGAUUGACGUAAAUAUUAUUUAAAACUCACGUGUCGUACUAAAUUCGACAAACCGGCAGCAAAUCCUCAUGUGAAUUCAUCUCCUCGUGAAUGUAGGCGAUGCUGGAAUCCAUUUAUAGGAUAAAAGAAGCCUGCCAUGUAUUCAAUAAAAAAACCUACGCUAGGGUGGGUAUAUAUUAUCAUUAAUAACUUCAGUAUAUAAAUCAGAGAACAAAGAAAAUAGAAUGGGAGAUCCUGAUUUAAAGAAGAGUAAAGUCUCUAUGAUUGACGUUAAGAGCAAAUCUAAUAGGUCUACGAUUGGGUUUGGAAAGUCUAUGAGUCGUUUGAGAGUACGAAGACAGUCCUAUGGCUUUGGUGGUGUUCCUGGUAUAAGACCCGUUGAGAGAACCUCCCAGAUUGCUAUCGAGUUCAAACGGCCACCGUUACAGUUUUUCCCAACAUACCAGUUGGAUUCACUUUAUCAUUUCAGACCACCAGCAGUUGAAAAGAUUGUCAAUGAUGCGCUAGAUGAGAACUUUACGUUUCAUAAAUAUAAUGUUCAAGAGUCACCAUCGCUUGCCAUGCGGCUUUCUGGGGAAAUAAUGCGCAAAGUAAAGGCACUCGCAUUCAAUCGGUAUCGAAUCAUAAGCGUUGUAACCAUAGGACAGAAGCGAGCUCAGAGCUAUAACAAUGCUAUAUCUUUCUUAUGGGACCACGAAAGAGAUAGGUACGUGAAUGUGCAACGUGAAGUUAAUUCAGCGUUCAUACAAAUUACAGUGUUUGGAGUCUAUUUAGAUUAAACUCUAAUUAAGGGAGACAAAAUCGAAGCUUUUGCUUAAAGUUAAUCUUAAAAAAGUUACAUCUUACACUUGUGCCGCUACAGGCGAGAAAGUGACUAUUUUAUCGCUAAAGAAUAGAAAAAUAGAUAUCGGAACUGUUUGCAUAAAAGAGACCACAGACUAAUAGGUGAUCGGUGAAUGUUCACAUUGCCGGCGACGACUCGCCCAAUACACAAACAGCGACAAGAGCUAUCAAAGAUAAUACAAGCUGAAUCAAGCUCGCUUGGCUCCCAGUGGUCAUUUUCUCUAGUCGCGUUGGCACUUUCACUACAGCCCAGCGACAAAUCGAUCGCAACUGCACUCACUAUUAGGUGCUCGCUAACUCGUUUCUACGAGUAGCUGUACUCCCUUCUCGAUCAUUGCUGGCGGUGGGACAAGUGCUAAAAAUAUUAGGUACGAUGUAGGACUAUUUUUGCUUAGAACUAUCAACGACGUUUGAUAUGAAGAUUCAUCAAAAAUCAUCGAAGAUACGUGACACACACCUAUAAAAAUGGUGUGUUCGAUGAACGGAUUUAUUAUUUGUGUGAAUGCUGAAGGCUAGAUAAUGAAUAUUUUAUUAUAUAUAUAUUCAUUUAUACAUACUUCUAUUACAAUUCUGGAUGACGCAGUUUCACCCAGUCCACAUAAUAUAUGUUUACUGAAUACCAAAGAAAAAUCAAAUACUUAAGGGCAAAAAAAAAUUUUUAAUUUGAAGAUUCUCUCUUUUUAAAGCCAACUAGCAAAAAUAUGUAUUGAGACUUUCAGCCUCUGCGACAUAGAGUUAUUAUCUGUGUUAGCUUAACUAAGGUGUUUGGGACUUUGGUAACCGUUUUCUAGUAUCAUUUCUUCUUUUUUUCUACACUUGUUAAUCGAGAAUCGAGAAUUAGGCAUUCAUUAUUGUAAUGUCUGUAUUUCUAUUAUGCCUAUCUGUCAUUUAAUUUAUGAGAUCAGCAUGAAUUAUGCUAUACACUAUUUUUCAUAAAUAAUUCAUCUUGUUUUUUUUUUAUCAUUUAAAAUCAUUGUUUUUAAUAUUUUAAAUCUAAUGGAAUUUAAAUCAAAAUAAUGUUUUUGUUUAUUAUGUAAAUACGUUAGUAUUUUUAUUCAGUAGAUUUUGAUUAAGACUAUUUCAAAUUGGAUGUAAUUAAUUGAAUUUUGAUUUCUGUACAUCAUAUUAUUAAAAACAUUGAACUCUUUUGAGUUUACAUUAGCAUUAUUGAAACGAU
This is a messenger RNA of Leptidea sinapis, 2168 nucleotides long. RefSeq names its product dynein light chain Tctex-type protein 2B. The record is from RefSeq and is a predicted model, not a curated record. Gene Ontology annotation, molecular function: dynein intermediate chain binding. The transcript has 5 exons. Gene Ontology annotation, biological process: microtubule-based movement. NCBI's taxonomy places the organism in Eukaryota, Metazoa, Arthropoda, Insecta, Lepidoptera, Pieridae. The coding region runs from base 373 to 927 and encodes 184 amino acids. Gene Ontology annotation, cellular component: cytoplasmic dynein complex; cytoplasm.